UAUAGGCGAAGGUACUCUCCAUCUCCCGUGGGACAUAGGUCUAGCAGGAGAAGUCGAAGAAACAGAAGCCGGUCUCCAUAUUCUUAUAGCAGGUGAUCCCGUUAAUAGUCCCACUUUCUUGUACUAAUUUUAAAAAAUAGUUUGCAAGCAAUUGUAAGAAAGAUUCGGGACUCACAUCUCUCAUGCGGUCUGGAUUUACUACAAAUUUGUUCGAGUUAAUCUGUACGCAUCCUUUCCUUCUGCAAUGAUUUUCUAGUGUUUCUUUAUUUUUGUAAUAGGAGCUGUAUUUCAUGAUUGGUUAUACACUACUUAAUUGAGGGAUAGUGAUGACAAUACUUGGAUCUUUGAAAUUUUUUAAUAUCAGAUUUGAGGUACUGAUGUUCUUCCCAAAAUAAAAAUAAAAAUAAAGAAAGAAAGAGUUUGGGGUACUGCUGCAGUCAUAAUGCUUUAUGUUGGAACAAAUCUGGCAGAGUGUAAAUAUGAAAACAGCAAAUGUUAGUAGCUGUCUUAUGCCCAUUGAAAGAAACAUGUUUAUAUGUAUUUCCUCCAUUGAAUUUUCCUUUGGUUAGAAAUCAAUUAAGUUGUAAUGGAAAAUUGUAUUUGUUUUAAUAGAGAAUUUGGAUAGCGAUGGAAAUUUUUGAGGAAAGGAGAAUGUAUCCCAAGACCAUGGAGGUUGUAGUUUAACAAACACCUCAAUGUCAAAGUUGAGUACUUGAGUCCACAAAUUUAUAUGGAGUAUUGAUGAAACACUUUUUUUUCCUUCUUUAAGUUUUGCCUUCCCAGAUGAAACUUCUAUUCAAAUUAAUUUUUUAAAUUGUAAUUCCUCAUUAUUUUGGCUUCUUUGUUUUACAUGUGGUACUGAAGCAGAUGGAUAGUUACAUUGUCUAUCUUGGUAUGUGUAUGACUUCUUGCUGUUUGGAGAAUCUUCUGUUUUCAUGAGUUCCAUGAGCACCUUCAUGAUCUGUACACGUAUGGUUGACGAUAGUAAUGCUAAUGUUGCUCGGUUAUGGCCAAAAAAUUUGUUGAUUAUAUUUUUCAGUUUUUAAGCAUUUGUUAAUGGGCAUCUGACCUCUGAGGAACGUACCUUGAGAAUAGAUAAUUUAUUUUUUUUAAAAACGGUCAGAUAAAUUAUUGGGAGUAGAAGAUUAAGCGUGGUAUGAGAGUGAGAUAGGAUUCAUGCUCUUUAUGAAAAAAAAUCUUCCUUCCCAUUCUAUGGGAAGUGAGCAGGUGAUGGGUGCCAUUGGGUGUCCUUUUGUUGCUCGAUUGUGACAUUUGCUUCUUCAUGUGAUAAAAGAUGGAGCACACAAAGGUUAUUCUUAACAAUGUAUGAGACGGAAAAGUCGCUCUAUUUCCCCAAGACACCGCAGAAGUCGCUCACCUCUAAGACGUCAUAAAAGCCGUUCACCUACUCCAAGACAUUAUAAAAGGCAAAGGAGUAGAAGUUCCUCCUUGUCUCCUAUUCGUAAAUCUUCAAGUUCAAGUCUUGGGUCGAUAGAGCGCAAAAAUGCAAGUGAAAAAUUGAGAAUAGAAGAAGAAGAGAAAAAAAGGCGACAACAGGAAGCAGAACAGAAAUUGCUAGAAGAAGAGACUGCAAAGAGGGUGGAAGAAGCGAUUCGUAGGAAAGUUGAGGAGAGCUUGUUAUCUAAGGAGAUUAAGCUUGAAAUUCAGAGGCGGUUGGAAGAGGGACGGAAAAGACUUCAUGAUGAAGUUGCAGCUCAACUUGAGAAAGAAAAGGAAGCUGCUAUCAUCGAGGCUAGACAAAGAGAGGAACAAGCUCGAAAAGAGAAGGAAGAGCUGGAAAGGUUGCUGGAGGAGAACCGGAAGAGGGUAGAAGAAGCUCAGAGGAGGGAAGCUUUAGAGCAGCAGCGACGAGAGGAAGAACGUUACAGGGAACUAGAAGAGCUCCAAAGACAAAAAGAAGAGGCUCUGCGAAGAAAGAAACAACAAGAGGAGGAAGAACGGUCAAACCAGUUAAAGUUGUUGGGUAAGAACAAAUCCCGCCCAAAAUUGUCAUUUGCACUGGGCUCGAAGUGAACAUUUGUAGAGGAACAUGGUUUAAUUGGUUUCUUAGUGUAUGUGCUUGGAAUUUAUUCCAUGUUCACAUUUGUAAUUUAUGAAAUUUAUGUUGUUUAAUAAAGAUUUUGGUGUGAUAGAUUUCUUGAUAAAUUCAGUUUUUUCAUCCUGU
Quercus lobata is the source of this 2185-nucleotide messenger RNA. Its product is annotated as arginine/glutamate-rich 1 protein. Gene Ontology annotation, cellular component: mitochondrion; nucleoplasm. The record is from RefSeq and is a predicted model, not a curated record. Gene Ontology annotation, molecular function: cadherin binding. The coding region runs from base 1327 to 2034 and encodes 235 amino acids. NCBI's taxonomy places the organism in Eukaryota, Viridiplantae, Streptophyta, Magnoliopsida, Fagales, Fagaceae. The transcript has 4 exons.